Caenorhabditis angaria is the source of this 9126-nucleotide messenger RNA. The record is from the annotation of a GenBank genome assembly. Lineage: Eukaryota; Metazoa; Nematoda; Chromadorea; Rhabditida; Rhabditidae.
AUGAAUGCGACAAAUGAAUCGAAAGAUGAAAGGUUAGUGACUUUUGCACUUUAUUGUUUUUCUUAGAAAUUGGGGGGAUUGGGAGAUGUCAUGGUCCAUUGGUUUCCAAUAAAAAAUGUGAUUUUACUCAAGGAGGUCCCAAGAAAAACAAAUGUUUUAUGAACUACAAUUUUUUUCCAUUUUCCCGUAGAGUUGUUGACUUUUUGUUGCCCUAGUUAUGUUUUGAAUAAUUGAUAAAACGUGUGAACUUUAAACAUAAAAGAUCAACUGGGUAUUAUUGUCUAGAAGUAUUCGUAUGAUGGUACCAAAAUAUUCUUUAAUCUGAUGGGAUUUUUUAAUUAUUCGCAGAUUAGCUGCGAUUACUUGCAUCUGAACUGUCAGAAAUGAUAUUAUUCAAAUCAAAAAACAAGGAAAGAAGUUUAAAUCAGACUUGGGAUUAGUUAGGUGUAAGGGAUUUUGUGAGCGAAACUCAGUUUGGAAAUCGAUUAAUAAGGAGUAGCGAAAAUUUAGAAACAAUCGAUUUUACAAAAUACUGAACGUGAGUUGAGAGAAAUAUCUCCUAACAACUUAAUCAGAUUAUUCGGAUCCUACGGGUUAGAAAAAAAAUGAAAAACAUAAGUUUAAAUAACUAUGAACUUUGAUUCUCCCAAUUUUUUCAAAGUUCAAUUUCAAAAAGAUCAAAAUAAGUACUUUCUUUCAGAACAUCCACUUUACCUUCUUGGAACUAUUUUGAUUGUAUCCAGGUGCAAAAAAGAAGACAGAAAAGUCAAAGUAUAGACUUUUUUUGUUGUUCCAUUUUCAAUCAACCAAUUCACUUCCAGUUUUUUCUUGUUCAUUUUCAGCCAUUUUUUUAAUCUUAUCAGACUGAAAUUGUAAGUACAAUACAAGAAAAGAAAAGGAUGUGGGCGUUGGAAGUAUAUUUUUCUCUUACAUAUGUCUGCAAAAUACUUCCUAAGAAUAAGAACUGCUUCACAUCUACCCAGAAAAAAGUAUAUUGAGGUUAUGAUUUAAUUUUGAGACGAAGGGUGACUUCUUUUUUCUUCUUCUCUUCUGCUUCUUAUUCUUCGCUUUCAAGUGAUACUCAACUUUUUUUCAACCUACUCCGGAUUUUGUUUUUUUUUCCCUAUAUUGAACAAGGCAGUGAAAUAAUUUUCGUGUGUGAUUUACUAUCCAAAUUGCUAGAGCUCAAGAUUUUUAAAACUUUUUGGGGUAGAUAAAAACAAUUGUCUUUAAAUGAGAAUAUCAAUCUUGAAAAAUCUGGAGAAGCUUCUGGUUAGUAAAUUACACUGCGUAAUUUUCUGAGCCAAUGGUUUCAUUGAUAAUUUGGUAAAGUUCUGAUGAAAUUCUAAUUUUACUAGUUUUGAUUUCGAACAUUUUUCACUGUUUGGAAUUUAAAAAAAAGAUUUUCGAAAUUUGAGAAGACAUGUUAUAAAGUUGUUAUAUCUCUGCAACAGACAGUUUUUCCUUUUCGUUGAACUUUUAAACAUGAAUGAUCUUUUUGAUAUUUGGUUCUUGAAAAAGUGUUCAGAUCACAAAAAUAUUUUGUAUUUUUGAAUAAUUUUCUCACCGAAAAUGUAUGUUUAUGUGAAUUCAUCUGACAAUGUACGUGUAAAUAUCUAAAUUAUAUGGUUUUUCUCGAUUCUUUUUAUAUCAGAAGUUUUAUAUUUCCUAGAAUCUUCGUUCUUUGGAUGUAGACAAAAAAUACUACUAAACUCAAAUUUCAACGUGUCUUUUUCAUUCAUUCGAUCCAAUUUGACAGAGUACACUUUAUAUAAUUCGCCUCCGUGAUUCUCUCGUCUCAAAUUAUUUUUUUUACUAUUCUCUCUUUUUAUUCAUUUUUUGAGACAUAUUUUCCGUUCCUCAAUUGGUUCUGAAAAAAUAAUUCUUUUAUUUUUUAUCUCUCUCUAUCUCUCUCGUAUUUUUAUUGAAAUACAAAAAAACAUAACUAUCAAAUUUCGACGCAAAAUUUUUAUCGCAACUUUUUAUGCUUCUAUUUUCCAUUUUCAUUGGAUUUUGAUUUUAUGGCCAAACAAAACAACAACAUCACUUCAAAAAAAAAGAACUCAAGCUACUUUUUCAGACAUUUGUUUUUCGAGUAUUUUUUAUUUUCUCCAUGUUUUUCUCCCGGUCGUGAAAAUGAUGAUGGGGAUGAAAAAUGUACCGUAGAUUCUCAAAUAUUUACAUACAUAUUCCAAUAUGAGUUUCGUACAUUUGAGUGUGGAACGUUUUUAAUUAGUUUUCUGAACUUGUUACUGGGGCGGAGACGUGAGAAAUACGAGUAUAAAACUUUUAUUUAUUUGUAUCAUAUUUCAAAUCUCGAUUUUUUCUGGUAGUAUACUACUACUUCUUAUGAAGAAAAUGAUGCCAUUCUUUUUCUGCUGGCUCCGUGAGAAUUUUUUUUCUGGAAAAAAUCAAAAGAUCUCACUGAUACUUUUUGAUCAGAGAGUAGAAGUAUUUCUUAAUGAUCAAACAUCUUUACUGGAGAAGCACUACCUUCCGAAGUGCAUUUCAUUUUUGCUCAAGUGUUGUUUUUUGUUGUUUGUACGUAAAAAAUAAACAUAUUUAAAUGUAGUAAUUCAGUGAACAACAAAACAAAACAGCGACAGCGAUUACUGAGUAAUCCAAUACAAGUCGUUUUUUUCAAUUUCACCUCUUCUCAAUCUCGACAAGAAUGAAUGCAAAACCAAUUUCAAUUAGUAACUUUUCCUUCUUCUUCUUCUUUUCAUUUUUUUUGCUUCCAAUUUUUUUUUGCUUUUUCAUAUCAUUCUCAUUGAAUAUGUAUUUCAAUUUCAUGUGUAUGGGGCUUGUGAGUAGGUAAAUAAUAAAAAAAAAACUACUAAAAAUCAAGGAAAAUAACAAAUUUUAUAUGAAUAUGAAUAUCAAUUAUAUUUUUCUUUAUUUGAGUUUUAAUGUCAAUGACAAAUAGACAGGCUCGAAUAUUUUGUUUUCAAUGUUCAAAAAAUAAAUACCGUUUAUAGAUUUCUAUAGAAACAAAUAGCCUCAUUUCAAGAAAUAAGAUAUAUGUUUGUUUUCGAAUAAAUAUCGUCAUAUUUAAAAAUAGCUAGCUUACUGUAUCUAAUGUCAUUUUUCAAAAUUGGAUCUGCCUCUCAUUGAAAUCCAGCUACAUCAUUUAGGGCCCCCAACUUUCAAAUAGUCCGCUUCUCUACUUCUCUCUGGGUAGGUCUACUUCUGCUAAACCAUGGGGACUGUUCGCAGUUUAAGCCUAAAAACCUGAAAUAUUGAAUUGAUUUGAACAUCUGAAAAAAAUUAAAAAUUAUUACGUAAUAAUUAUUUUGUUAAAAACAUAUCUUUCUCUGAACUUAUUUUGAAGAGAACCAUAGAUCUUUUGAGCCACUUUUCAAUUCCAAAAUAGAGAAAAACCUGGUCAGUUCUCGUAAUUUGAUGACGGAAAAAAACACAACAAGAUCUUUGAAAAUUUGAAAACUUGUAAAAGUUUCGAUAAUGUAUCCCAUGGGGAGUAGUAAUCCACUCCUAUUUUGUUUUGCUUUCCUGCUAUCUGAUUCAUCUACUUUUUUUGUGUUCUCAUCUCAAUUUUUUAUCCUGCAAUGUUCAACCCGUCGGAAAUGUGAGAACUCCGCGCUGAAAAUGGAGAGACAUUAUCUGUGUGCAGACGCUAUUUUUCUAGUCUUUAAACUUAUUACGAUUUUAUUUUAUUUUUCAUCUCAAGUAUAUCAUUAAGUGUCUCUUCCUUCCUCUGCGUUUUUUUUUCAGGGUGGUAUUUUUGCAGAAAAAAUAAAAAUGAAAAAGGAGAAGAAGAAGAAGAAGUAGGAAAAAAUAUCGAGAGAGAGAAAUGAUCCUUGAACAUUAUAAUUUCCAAGCAACCCGAAUUUUUGAAAUUUCCUUAUUUCAUUUCAUUUUGCUUUCCUUUCCUUUCAAUUCUGUCUGACUUGCUUGAAGAACUUCAUCUCAACCACUCAAGAAAUGAGUCGUUUGCAGAAAAAUCUGAAAUACAACAAAAAAACUUAAAGCUUCCUAGCUUCCUCCUUGUCCAAAUAUAUAUCCACUGAUUGAAUUUUCAUCUUCAAGUGCAUACUUAUUCAAUAUGCUGUUAGUCAAUCCAAGUAAAUAUAGAUAGCAAAAAGAAAUGAUUUUCAACCAUUUUUCUGAUUUUUGUCAGUCAGUACCGUUUCCCAGGCUCCAAAAAUACAUUUUCUCACAAAAUAUAAUCUUGUAAGGUUACCUUUUUUCCUCAUUCAUGUAUUUUAACAUUCUCAAGUCGUUCACUAAAAAAUAACAUAUUCAAUGAACUUCUAAAUGAUGUAAGUUUACUGUAGGUCAAAAAAAUCAUAGCAAAAAAAUAAACGUAUGACGGGAAAAAAAGUUGCAAAGUUUCUGAAAUAUUUAUGAAGUAGUGCAGAAUUCUCAUACUUUUUUGCCGUGACUUCCUUUUGCUUUUUUUUCUUCACUUUAAAGUUUUAAACAUCAUCAGUUUAUUUUUUUUAUAGAAAAGUGAAAUUAGACGAAAUUAGAUGACAGGUGAAAUUUGAAAUAUUCUUGGAAUAAUAUAUACAAUUUUGUGUCGUUCGUUACUUUGAUCUGAUCUUUAAUGUGAUAUAUUUCUAGUGAAGAAAAAUAUGAAUAGCAAAUAAUAUAUUUUGUGACGAAAAUCUCAGACAGCUUUCCUAAACUACACAAUGUGUUAGGCUUAAAUUCUUCUGAUCUCAAGUUUCUUAAAUAGCUCCUGAGCAAGAGCCUAACUUUUCGAAAUACUUCAGCACUUUUUUGAAACAAAUUUGAACAAAAAAAUUCAGAUUUCAAGAAACAAACUCAAAAGUCGUAGCAAUGUCACAAUAAAUCUAUGUUAACCCAGUUAUUAAUGUUUGUUUGUUUUCUCAACGAAAAAAGCCCUUAAACCAAAAAAAUUGAUGAUUUUUUGCGUUUAUUUCCAGCUGCUUUCGCUACAAAUAGUAUUCUUCUCUUCUUUUUUUGUUUUAUUUUCUUUUUUGCUUGUGCCAGCUCCAUUUCUAAUCGCCAUAACCAAAUUUCCUGUUUUUCUCACACUUUCUUUAUUUAUUCCAUGGUUGAAAGUAGAAAAAAGUCAGAAAAUUUUCGAGCAUAGCUCGAGUUUCUUUAAGUUAAGACACUUGGAAAAGUUUUUUUUUUCUUCCUUAUUUUGUUUUGAUGAACUUUUUUUGCUGCUUGAAAUUAAAUUGUCAAGUCAGAAAACAUUUGUGAAUCUCAUUUUUGCAUUAUUCAUUGAAAAUAGUCGCCGAUAUUAUUUUUUUUCAAAGAAAAAACGGAAAACGAGAAUAUUUUCUCGUUUUUCCACAUCCUGCAAAAAAGUCGUUCUUAUGAAGACCAACAUUUAUCAAAAAAAAAUAGCAUGUAUUAAACUAUUCAUCUUUUGGUUAGUUAGUCGAUCACAGAAUAUCUACUUCUUAUUUAUAUAGAAGUGUAGGUUCAAAUUGUUUGUUGGGUGCAAUUAUUUCUAAUUUUCAUUCGAUCUCUUUUCGUUUCUUCCUAGUUUUUCUUUUUUCUGGGAAAAUCUGCGAAAAUAAUCAUUAAUUUAUACUAAUCGCGUGUUAUUUUUGUGUACUUUCUGGAUCAUUCUGGAAAUACAAAUAUGUAUCUUAUUAUUCUAACAUUUUUUUCAUAAUUCACUUUCUUUUCUGGUAAACAACAUAAUGCUUCAAUCAUAUAAACCUGACAAAAACUUUCAUUCAUUCUAUGAACUUUGAAAAAAUUUCGAGAAAUAGGCGGAGCCCGUUUUUGAGAAAAAUAUAGAUCUAAAAUCGAAAGGAAGCAGCUUCUAUCUUGAAGCGUUCCUCGAUUUUUGGUUCUUUGGAAAAUGCAUUCCGCAACAGAUAAAUUAUAAUUUCCUAUUCCGAUUUGUAUCAAAAGAUAUCAAUUAAGAUUUGAUCAAUUUGACUUUGAAACUAAUAAUUUCUACUUUCCUGUUUCCUUUUCCAGCUUUUUUUCAUUGAGAAAAAAUAAUAUGGAACUUUAUUCAUUGUGUUUCUGGUAUCACAUGCGUAAGGCAGAAUAAAAAAUAAAAAGACCAAUUAUUCACAUUCAUAUGACGAAUUACAUUGACUAUAAAGUUAUUUUUCAUCUUCUUUCUUUCCAUUUCCCAAUUUCUGCCAUUUUUUCCAUUCAGCACACCCAUUAGCUCGUACCAUUUGGUGGUGGCGGCAAAAAAACCAAAACCAUCAUCAAAAAUCUAAGCUCAUCUCAUUACUUAACCAACGAACGUGCUCUUUUCUUUUAUUUGAAUUCAACCCCUUUUUGCUCAUUUUCCUUUCAUUUUCUUCAUUUUAUUCCAUUUUCUUCCGUACUACAACUACUUCAAAAAAAUAUUCAUUUUUUUCUAUCAGAUGUCGGAUCUAACCAAUACGUCCUGGAAAAACAAUGCUUCAUAUUUCACAUUACACGCAUUAUUGUACGCUAAAGAGUUUGGGUUUCAAAGGGGGCCUAAAUGGAGUAUGAUUUUCAAAGUAAUUUAAACAUUUUCAUUUCAGAACAGAAAAAGUUCGUAGUGACGAUCUGAUCGUUGUUGUUGUAUGGACAAUUAUGCUGUUAUAUGCACUUCUGGCAAAUCUUUUGAUUCUUGUUGGAAUUGUGAGAAGUUCAACAAUGCGAAGUGCAACUAGGUUAGUUUUUUCAUCAUCUGUUAUCUUGGUUUUGAGACCACAUUUUCUUUAAUUGCUCAUAUUAUUUUAUUGGUCUGUCUAAUAGAAAACAAGAUUGAAAAAUAUCUAAUAAUCAAAAAUCAAGCAUGCAAUUUUUGUUUUUUUUUACAGUUAUUGGUUCAUCAUAUCAAUAGCAAUGUGUGAUAUUUUGAUGACGAUUGUUUCAUUGGGACAUCUUGUUCCAGCAACAGCUUUCCACGAUACAUAUCUUGAAAAAACUUCAUCACGAAAUAUAAUUAUGAUUUUCUUUUAUGAUUUGUUUUGGUACACUGGAGUUGUUCAACUCGGAUUGAUGGCCCUUAAUCGGUUAGGAAACGAUUAAAAACUGAAAUGAUUAAAUAAAUUAAUACAUUUUUUUCAGAUUUGUAUCAAUUGUGUAUCCAAUGGAGUACAAACAUAUAUUCUCACGUAGUCGAACAUUAUACAUGAUUCUAUUUGGGUAUAUUUUAGGACUUUGUGUUUCUCUUCCAACACUGUUUGAUUGUUGUCAUACAUUAUGGGAUUCUGAAACAUAUGUCACAAUUUAUGAAAAACCUGAUACUUUAUACAAAUAUGUUGAUAUGACUGUCAAUAGUUUAUCAUUGAUUAUGAUGAUCAUAUCCUACGCAGUAAUUAUUUAUAAAGUUCGAGAAAGUGGAAAAGCAAUGGCAAAAUAUCAAUUGACUAUCCGAACAAGAGUGAGUUGGUUGACUCAAAAAUCAGAGUUCAAUAUUCAAAAACCUAUUUUGUUCUCCAAUGAAAAACACUUGAAUCUCAAUCGUUUCAGCAACAAAACGCAUUGAUGAAUGGUGUGCCGUUGUCGUCUCAAAUGAAUGGAUGUGGUCGAACAUCUUCCGUUCGACCGCCACGAAGUCAAGUGAGCAAGAAAGAAAUGCGAUUAUUCAUUCAGGUACGGAUGUACUUCCUCUUUUUUAUUAUUAACAUUAUUUUUGUUGUUAUUAUUAUUGUUGUGUUUUUGAAAAAGGGCAAUAAUAACUCGGAAGAAUGAAAAAGUUUUUAAUAAAGCUAAAGCUUUUCAACAGAACAAAGGGAAAGACUUUUAAUUUUUUUCUAAAAUUCAAACUUAAUUUCCAGUUCUUCGUUGUAUCAUUGGUAUUUCUAUUGACUUGGACAACUUGGCAAUGGCUCCCACAUAUGUCUUCAAGUAAAUGGGCAUAUUUUGUUAUGACUUCAUUAUUCUUCAUCAACAAUUCGGUAAGAAUAAUGAUUGUUUUGAGUUAACAUCUACUCAAAAAUUUUGAUUUUCAGGUAAACCCAACAGUAUACCUUCUUUUCAACACACAACUUCGACGAGAGCUUCAUUAUUUAUUAUGUAGACAUCACGCAAUCAGCACUGCUCAAAAUAAAAAACACUCUCUUUUUGGAAAAACGGGCACCACGAGCAACAAAGUUGAAACGGUAAUAAUAUUGAAAUCUUAAUAAAAUGAAAACAAAGUUUUAUUCAGUUUGAAUUUCAGAACAUAACACGCUUUGAUGUCACAAAAUCCCUUGUGGAUCAAGGUGGAUCAAUGUCAUCACAAUCGCAUACAACAACUGAUGAACAUGUAAGACCGCAACAACUUCUCAUAAAGGUUCGCAUUUUUUAAACGAGACGACUUCUUCAAAUAUUUUUUUUUCUCAUGAACUUUGAUCAUCUAGCCGGAAAAGGUGUAAUUCAUGUGUUUUUUCAUUUCUUUGAAUACGAAGUUUGAUGGAUUGCAAAUGUUCUAAAAAAAAUCGUCAAUGUGAUGAAUUAAUGUGAAGGAAUAGUUAGAACUAUAUUUGAAUACAAAAUGAGAAAAGGAAAAGCAAUUUAAAUAUUUUAAAACGACCGUAGAUCAGGAGUUUAUGUCUAUAAAAAGUAAAAAGUAAAUGUUGAUGGAUUUAUGAGAAUUGAAUAUCCAAUGUGAAUGAAACUCACCCACUCACCCUAUUUCCCACCACUUCUUUUGAAAGAAAAAAUUGAUUUUCCUUCACCAAACAUCACCUGGUUUUGUUGAAAAACUAUCACAUUUGUGUUUUUUUAUUUGUUUUUUUCCCUUUUUCUAUCGCUUUCAUGAAGAAGUCGGCUCGGAUUUUCUUUCUUACUGACUUUUUCCAAAUUCCAGGAAAUUCUCUAUGUUUAGUGAUAUGAAUAUUAAAAAAUGAAAGCAUAAUUACAGUAAGUUUGAUAACGGUUUGUUUUUUUUUACUUUACUUUACCUUCUUCCUUUCAUUUCCCUGGGUGAUGAUUGAAAUGCUUUGUGUUGUUCAACUUCUUUUCUUUCAGUUUGCAUUUCAUACUUUUUUAUUUAUUUUUAUUAUUUUUACAUAAUUUUAAAAUAACGCUACGCUAAUUCUAAGUUUCCAUUUAUUAAAAAAUUAAUCAAAGAGUGUUUGCAGUUCAAGUAGACCUAUUUUCAGAGAAAAAUUCUCUAACAGCUAUAAAUCUGAAAUAAUGAUAUUUUUGCAGAAUAUGGCAUACAUCGACAAUAACACCAAUAUCAGUGCAGUUUGA